This is a messenger RNA of Phalacrocorax carbo (great cormorant), 9180 nucleotides long. Lineage: Eukaryota; Metazoa; Chordata; Aves; Suliformes; Phalacrocoracidae. The record is from RefSeq and is a predicted model, not a curated record.
GUGCCGGGGGGCGGCGCCUUGGCCGGCCCGGGGGGACGGUGCAUGGAGGAGGGGUGGGUGUCGGUGCCGGGCCGUGUGUGCGGCUGUGUGUCUGUCUCUGUGUGUGUGCGUGUGUGUGUGUGUGUGUGUGUGCGUGUGUGUGUGUGUGUGUGUGUGCGUGUGUGUGUGUGUGUGUGUGUGUGUGUGUGUGCACGCCCGGGCGCGGCGGCGGCGCUGGGUCAUGUUUGUGUUUGAGGUUGUCAAGUGAAGGAGGCUCCCGGCACCCCCCCUUCCUCCCCCCCCUCCCGCCGCCGCCGCGCAGGGGUCGCCGCGUUCCCCGCCGCCGCCAUCAGCCGCCGCCGCCGCGCCGGCCCCUCCGCCAGCAUAUGGAUUAACUGACUGCUUUGACAAGUUUAUGGAGCUGCCAUCUCUCUGCUUGCUGUACUUUCCAUUUCUGAGAGGAGAAAGUGGUGUAUGAGAUUAGAGGAAAAUGCCUCGGACAAAGCAGAUACACCCCAGAAAUCUGAGAGACAAAAUUGAAGAAGCACAAAAACAACUUAAUGGAACAGAAGACCAACAGAGAGAAAUCACCGAUGCUGGUACUAGAGGAACCCAAGAUACAAUUAAGGGUGUGAAAAGAAAAAAGAUUGUGACUGAAAACCAUCUAAAAAAAAUACCAAAAUCGCCUUUGAGAAGCCCCGCCGAAGCCAAGGUUAAGCAAAAUGUAGACUCUUCACUGCUAAAAGCUCUUCCAGAUGCCUCCGAACACGCCACGGCUCAGGAUCACCUACCCGUGCAAAAUGGAAAUCAAUGUACCAAACAAAAUGGGGGAGCGCUUAGUAGUGAGAUAAGUGUUGAAACAAGCAAAUCUGAGACAUCAUUGCAGACAAAGCUGUCACUGACGCAUCAGUCCUUGGAUUUGGGUAAACAGGCAGCAGGGGAUACUGAUGCAAACCAAUUGAACUCACCAGAGAAGUCUCUCUCAAACUCCUCAUCAAGUAAAACCAAGACUGACAGUAAUGAAUGUAUUAGUUUUGUUGAUUGCAGUACGUCAUCCCCAUGUACACGUACUGCAUUCGAUGUCUUAUUAAAAGCUAUGGAGCCUGAACUGAACACCUUAGCACAAGAGUGCCCCCCUUAUGGGAUGCAGAUAGAGAAACUGAGACCAAAUAAAACUGUAAGCACCUCUUCUAGUCUCACAUCCAAUACGAGCGUCCAAAAUCAGUCUGCUUUGUCACAGCGUGAGUUUGCAGCUGGACCUCACUAUUACCCGUGUACAUUAAACAAUGCGCAUGUAGCAACAACAACCAAGACUGGGCAAGCACAAGGCCAAUCGGUUUCUCAUUCGCAAGACCUUAUUACUAAAACCAGUCAACAAAAUCACCAGGUUGUUAUGUGUCCAAGUUUCACUAGAUCGCUGGUACAGAGUCAAGAAAACCCCAAGCUCCAGCAGAUAUACAGCAUAGCAGUAACUUCAACUGUCGUUCACACCUCAUCUUCCACUGUAUCUCAGGUUUUUCCUCAAAACCAGUUAGUAGCUAGUUCAUCUUCACCUUUGUCAAUUAGCACAUCAAGUUCAACACACUUGUCUAUAGGUCCCAUGUAUAAUUCAGCCCAGACAGCAUCAGUUGUAAACCAUGGUGCAGAACAAAUAUGUAGCCUCUUGAAAGACCAGAAGCCUAAAAAGCUAGGGAAAUACGUCUGUGAAUAUUGCAAUCGGGCCUGUGCCAAGCCCAGCGUUCUCCAAAAGCACAUCAGAUCCCAUACUGGAGAGCGACCGUAUCCUUGUGUGACGUGUGGGUUUUCGUUUAAAACCAAAAGCAAUCUGUACAAGCACAAAAAAUCUCAUGCACAUGCUAUCAAACUUGGGCUUGUCCUACAACCAGAUUCAGGUGGCCUCUUCUUAUCUCAUGACUCGGACAAAGCACUUAGCAUUCAUUCAGAUGUGGAAGAGAGUGGUGAAAGUGAAGAUGAAGGCACGGCUGAUGAAAGACAAGAUGAUCAAGAACUGGAGCCUGCACAAAUAGUGAAAGUAAUUUCAAGUGCAGAAACAUUACAGAAAGGAAGCCCUACUCCAGUAAGCAACCCGGACUGCAUACCGGGUGACUCUUCAUUACAUGAUACAGAACCUCAAGUAAGGGCAGCUUUACCAAAAGUUGUAGUUCAUCCUGUAAAUGUUUCUCCCUUAAGGGCCGAUAGCCCAAAGGUAACAGAGCCAGCACCUGAGCUUGCUGCAGCACAGAGAAAAGGAGAUUUUAAAGUGACAACUCUUCAGUCAAAUUUAACACAUACAUCCUCAUUCAAGGAAAAUGAUGUAAAGCAACAUCAGAAAGUAGAAAUGGGCCUAUUAGAGGAACAGCUGGGAUCUGCAGUAGGAGCAGUGCAUGCUCAGCUCCAGAGACAACAGGCAACUGAUGGUUCCCAAGACCAGCAAGGAAAAUGUCUUUUGAGCCCUAGAAGUUUGGGUAGUACUGAUUCUGGUUAUUUCUCUCGUUCUGAAAGUGCCGAUCAAACAAUGAGCCCACCAGCUCCUUUCGUAAGAGGAUUGCUGACCUCUGAGAAAGAUCCAAAUAAAAGCCUGCCCUGUGUGCCGCGAGCAAGUGGCGUGGUGGCAUCAGUGGUACAAACUGUUUGUGCUGAAAAAAAUCUGAUUCUCUCUGGCCAAAUGCGACCUCCCAUGGCAACAAAAACCCUUGAGGAGCGUAUCUCAAAGUUAAUUUCUGAUAAUGAAGCUGUUGUGGAUGACAAACAGUUAGAUAGUGUGAAACCAAGAAGAACAUCUCUUUCAAGAAGAGGUAGCAUAGAUUCACCAAAAUCCUACAUAUUUAAGGAUUCUUUCCAGUUUGAUUUAAAGCCCAUGGGAAGAAGAACUAGCUCAAGCUCUGAUAUACCAAAGUCUCCUUUUACACCCACUGAGAAAUCAAAGCAAGUUUUUCUUCUUUCUGUACCAUCCCUUGACUGUUUACCUAUAACACGAAGUAAUUCUAUGCCUACUACCAGUUACUCAGCAGUACCUCCAAAUGUAAUACCUCCCUCUCAUCCCCUUCGAGGCAGUCAGUCAUUUGAUGAUAAAAUUGGCUCUUUAUAUGAUGAUGUUUUUGUAUCAGGACCUGCCACUCCACUGAGCCAAGGUGGACAUCCUCGGACCCUUGUUAGACAGGCAGCAAUAGAAGAUUCUUCUACCGGUGAAAGCCAAGUUCUUGGACCAGUGCGAUCUGUAGAAGAAAGUUACCUGGGGUGUAAUUUAGCAAAUGAAUCUUUAUUGCAAAGGAGCAAGUCCCUGGCACAGGGAUCAAAUUUAGAAAAAGCAAAAAAGUCCCCUCAAGUGCGAGGAACAAUGUUUGAGUGUGAAACCUGCAGAAACAGAUACAGAAAACUGGAAAAUUUUGAAAACCACAAGAAAUUUUAUUGUUCAGAGUUGCAUGGACCUAAAACUAAAGCAGCAAUCCGAGAGCCUGAGCAUAAAACUGUUCCAAACAGUACACAACCUCAAAUUCUACACUACAGAGUCACUACUUCAACUGGUGUCUGGGAGCAGACACCCCAGAUAAGAAAAAGAAGGAAAAUGAAAAGUGUUGGCGAUGACGAUGACCCACAGCAAAAUGAUACGAGCAUACCAUCAAAGAAUGCAGAAGGCCAAAGUAAGCCAGCAAAUUCUCCCAGUCUGUCAAAACACAGUGUGGCGACAACAGUGGUAGGAUCACAACAGCCAAGCAACCUGCUACUUCAGAGUUCACAAAUUCAGCUUGUGGCUCGAGGCACAGAUCAGACUUCUGAGCCAAAGAUGGCUCCACUCAUUGAAAAGCAAGCAAGUUCAGUUGUGCAAGAAAAGGUGGAGUUGAAAAGACAAGGGACGGGCAUUUCAGUAAUACAGCACACCAAUUCACUGAGCAGAAAUAGCUCGUUUGAGAAAUCUGAGCCCUUUGAAAGAGUAUCACCAGUUUCUUCUCAAGAGCCCAACAAAGUUGCGAAGCACCGCUCUUUGAAUAGAGUUGUAAUCCAAGAGGAUAGACACUCUCAUCUGAAUACUCCCCAGCAUCAUCAGCCCCUGUCAUCAGAAGCACCUAGAGGCGAAGUUCAGGGAAGCCUUAUUUCUAAUGAGAGAAGUGCACCGCUUCAGCCGUCGAGACUUGUUCGCCAGCAUAACAUCCAGGUUCCUGAAAUACUGGUCACAGAAGAACCAGACAGGGACCAAGAAAACCAAUGCAGCGAUCAGGAAAAGACAGAAAGGUUUAAUUGGCCGCAGCGCAGUGAAACGCUGUCAAAAUUGCCAACAGAAAAGCUUCCACCGAAGAAGAAAAGAAUUCGCUUGGCUGAGAUGGAGCAUUCAUCUGCCGAAUCAAGUGUUGACUCCACGCUUUCCAGAAGCCUAAGUCGUGAGAGUAGCUUGUCUCACGCCUCCAGUUUCUCAGCUUCACUCGAUAAAGAUGAAACUUUGAAGGCUGAGAACCCCUCCAAAGCAGAGCCUGUUAGUAAGUCAUCAGAGUUCCUCAUGAUUCCCACUGGCUCGCACGCACUGGCUGUGCCUGGCCCUCAUUACCGAGAAAUGAGACGUGCCGCCUCGGAGCAAAUCAACUGCACGCAGCCGUCAAUGGAGGCUAUGGACUACAGGAGUAAGUCUUUUGACUGUGGAAGCAUGUCUCUGUCAAAACCUGCCUCGCUCACAGAGAUAGCCGCUCCGAAAGCAUUGUCUGCAAAUGGAGUUACUGGACACGUGCCUCUGCUAGAAAGGAGGAGGGGGCCAUUUGUUAGACAAAUAUCUUUAAAUAUUGCUCCAGAAAAUAAUCAGCCUCAGGUUAAAUCGACUUCUUCAUUUCAGAUAACUCACGCUAUGGAUGUGCCCACAGUGCCAUUGCACAGGCUGCAGACCUCUGGCAGAUCUUCAGUGGAGUUUCCUUCAAGUACUCAGCAUUCACAGACUCACUCCAAACCUCACUCAGCAGUUCAAAAUUGCAACCCUGUUAGCCUGUCUUCAAUUCAGCAGCCUCUAGAUCACGUGUUGAAUAAUCAAGGACAGCCAUCCUCAACUCAUCAGCCUUCCCAGCCAUCUACUAAAACAUCAGCCCAAGGGGAACAAGUGAGCAUAUACACGCUCUCUUGUCAUUCUGAUGAAAAAAAGGAUUGCUUUGCUCCAAAGUAUCAACUUCAAGUUAAAACAUUACAUAUAGGUCAGCCAUACUCUUCUAAAUUGCUGAAAAAUACUUUAUCAACCCAGACAGUUCCAAGUCAAGUUGGGGUGGACCAGAAUGCGUCAUCCUUUGAAUUGCAGACUAAACUGUCUGACAUGUCUAAUCCAUACCCCGUGCCUCCUCUAAAGCAAAUUGUCCCUAAUAACUGCAGCAGUCAAAUACAUCAGAUUCCUCCUUUUGUGGUUCCCGUCCGUAUUCACAGCAGUAUGCCAUCCUAUGGCUUUGCAACUGUUACACCCCUUCCUCACAUUUUAGUGACCCAGGAUCAGGUACAUCAAUCUGUUUGCAAAACAAAUGUUGCGACAGUGCCAACACUUGAAGGCAAAACUCAGCCACCAAAAUCUCACAAAGAUCAUCAGAGGACUUUGCCAAAUUCAUUUGAAUUUGAGAAUUCACUACCAGAAAGUGGAACCAGAAAUUCACCUUUGUCGAGCUCUUUGAAUAUUAUUCAGAAAGUUCCAGUUAGUGGACUCUUCCCUCAACAAGAAGCUACAGCUUCAAGUAAACGGAUGCUUUCCCCAGCCAACAGUUUAGAUAUUGCCAUGGAAAAACAGCAAAAACGUGUUAAAGAUGAGAGUGGAGCUGCUUGUAUGGCAGAUGCUAGACCCUUGCAUUCGCUGAACGUUAGAUCUAAUGACCCUACCAGUAAGCAGAAGAAACCGGUUUUGGUAAGACAGGUUUGCACCACAGAGCCUCUUGAAAAUCACCUCUUAGAUCCCGAUCGUAUUGCACAGCAUGAAAAAAGCAGCAAAGCUAGCACUUCAGACCUGCUGUUGCCUGACCAUCAUUCAUCUGACGCUGGGGUUUCAGAAGCCCGAAAGGAGUCACCAGAAUCUGAAGGCCUUACGUCUUCAGCAUCGUCUGUGUUUAUAGUUAGAAAACCAUCUGAAUUGUCUCCAGUAAAUAAUCAGAGUUCUGUUCUCAAGGCUGUCAGUAGCAGUCAAGAAAGAAGGUCUCCAGGUAACAGUAAUGAGAGCAAGCAAAUCAAUAGCCAGUGUCAAGCAAAGCCUGUAACUACAUUGGCUGCAAUGAACACAGGAGAAAUGCAGAGGUUGUCGUUUCCAAGCCUCAAGACCUCAACAAGUUUUACCUGGUGUUACCUCCUGAAGAGAAAACCAUUGCAUCUGCUGCAAAACGAUCAGAAAAUCUCAGCCUAUUCUACUUGGACCAUUAGUCCCAACAAUCCCAAUCCGCUUGGUUUGUCGACAAAGGUAGCUCUCUCCCUCCUCAAUUCGAAACAAAAAGUUGAAAAACCACUUUACACUCAAGCAAGAACUACUCAUCCCAGAUCUGAUGUAUUGGUCUAUUCAAGCAAGUGGAAGAACAGCUUAACCAAGCGAGCAUUAAAUAGAAAAAAAUUGACUGCAACUGAAUUCAGCAAUAAGGAAAACACUGAAUCAAGCACUGAGCACGAUAAAGAAAACUCCUUUAUCAAAACUGAACCAAGAAGAGUUAAAAUAUUUGAUGGAGGGUACAAGUCGAAUGAAGACUAUGUAUAUGUUCGGGGGAGAGGGAGAGGGAAGUAUAUCUGUGAAGAAUGUGGGAUACGUUGCAAGAAACCCAGCAUGCUGAAGAAGCAUAUUCGCACACAUACCGAUGUCCGUCCUUACCACUGCAAUUACUGCAACUUUUCCUUCAAAACUAAAGGAAAUUUAACAAAACAUAUGAAGUCAAAGGCACAUAGCAAGAAAUGCAUGGAUUUGGGAGUCUCAGUAGGCUUAGUAGAUGACCAGGACGGAGAAGAAGAAUUUGGUGAGAAGCAAAGAUUUGGUUAUGACCGGUCAGGAUACGAUGUGGAGGAGUCUGAUGGUGCGGAUGAAGAUGAAAAUGACAAUGACGAUGAUGAUGAAGACAGCCAGGCUGAGUCAGUCCUAUCCACAACCCCCUCGGUGACGGCCAGCCCCCAGCAUCACCCCUCUCGACACGGCCUGCAGGAUGCCGCCAGCACCGAUGAAGACGUCAGGCUUCCAGACUGUUUUGCUGGGGUUCACACGGACUCUAUGGAUGGUCUGCCAAAAGCACUGCUGACGAAGAUGACCAUCCUUAGCGCGGUACAGUCAGUUAGCAGGACCUCCAGGUCACCAGCAGAGUUCACCCAUCAGGAAGCACAUGAGGAUAAAGCCCAGGAGAGAGGAAUGGGUCCCCAUAGUGCUAGUGCGGCACUGGCGGACGUCACUCCAACAUCUCCAGGUCGCCAGAUGUCUGUAGAUUACCCCGAUCCAGAAACAGCCUUGGGCCACUCCUUGAUAUCAACUGCAGCUCUUGCAAAGAGCACACCCUCCGUCAGCUCCCCCUCCUCGCCGGCGGACCACAGCAUGCAGACGACAGCGCCAUCACCCUACACCGACACCCCAGAGGAGAAGCUGGCUGGGUGCCCGCAGCACGCCGCCGAGCUGAGGGCUCCCCAGACUCACCUCUUCAGCCACCUCCCCCUGCACUCGCAGCGGCAAGCCAAGGCACCCUACGGCACCGUACCGGUCGGGGGGAUUCAGGUGGUCCCUGCCGGCCUGGCCACCUUCGUUCCCAUCCAGGCGGGGCCGGUGCAGCUCACUAUCCCUGCCGUUAGCGUGAUUCACAGAACUACCAGCGCCCUCGGCGAGACAGGUGGCGCAGCUGCCGCCGCCGCUACGAAUCCCGUGGGCGUCGCCGAAGUGAACAGCGUCGUGCCGUGCAUUCCUAUAGGACAGGUGAGCGUGCCGGGCAUCCAGGGUCUCGGCACACCCAGCCUGCAGCCUCUGCCACCGCUGGGCAUGGAGACAGUGAACAUCUUGGGCCUGGCAAACACAAACAUCGCCCCGCAGAUGCGUCCUUCGGGAAUUACCCUGAAUGCCGUGGGUCUCCAGGUUUUGACCGCUGGCGCGGCCCCGCAGGGCAACCCCAGUCCACAGGCUCACAUUCCCGGCUUGCAGAUACUGAACAUUGCCCUGCCGACCCUCAUCCCUUCCGUCAGCCCUGUUGGCGCUGAGGGGCAAGGAGCCUCCGAAGGGCCUGCCUCAGGCAGCAAAGCCUGCGAGACGCAGCCGGAGCCGGCUUCUGUUGGCUUCCCUGCAGCUGAGGUCGGCCAAGCCGGCGGGGCUACUUCUCCGGCAGCAGCCAGUGGCCAGCGGUACGGCGGGAAGAGCCAUCCUGAGCCCACCCCGCUGACCGACUACGAGCGACCCAACGGUCCGGGGAAAGCGGAUCCCGAAAAGACUGACCUCGCGAACCCCACCAAGCCAAAGCGUGACAUCCCUUCCCUCCAGGUGAAGCGGGCUGCCCCAGCAGAGCCCCGCCCCAAGGCGAAUCCCGACGCGUUAACCAAGUCCCCGGUCCACCAAACUGUCUCCCCGGACAGACAGGUACACAGGCCAGCCCCCUUGUCCCGGCGGCAAAACACGGUGCAGUUUAGCGAUGGCAGCAGUGACGAUGAGGAUAGACUUGUAAUAGCAACCUAGUUUUUUGUUUUUUGUUGUGUUUUUAUUUUUAUGUUUUGUUUCUUUUUUUUUUUAUAACACUUACAGGUUUCUUUGCAAACCUUCCUUUCCUUAAAGCACAUUUUUCUGACACAAACCCAUUACUAAUCUUCGUGCAAUCAUGAACUCUUGACCAAUAAUUGUUGUUUCUUGUCAGCUCCAGCCAUUUUUGUACAUGUUGUAUAGACAAUUGUGCCUUUUUGGAGUUUUAUGUUUAGAAACCUGUACAGAUUGUUGAAUAUAUAUAUAUAAAAUAUAUAUAUAUAAAAUAUGUAUAUUAAAACCAGGUAGUUGCUUGUGUUUAGUAAGUAAACAUCCUAUGUCAGAUAAAUAAAGGAUUAAAUUAUAUGUUGCACUGUUAAAUGUAAAUUUUUAUGGCUGUGGGACAAAGUUUCGGUGUACAGACCUAGUAUGUAAAACUCCAUAUUUAUUGUAUCCAUAUUAGUCUUGGAAAAGGGUCUGUCCAUCUUUCUUGUGUAAGACGGUAGCUUUACACUUAAAAGAGAAAUACAGUAUCUGUGUUAUGAAAUAUUACAGUAAAAUUUUGUUUACUGACUUUA